GGAAGGGUGACAGUCGACCCAGGAAAGGACUGCACAAUGAUGCAGCCAGACGAAGGACCGGCUUACGCCGAAGAUCCAUCAACCACGGAAGCAGCAUCAUCCGCAGCAGCCGCGUGGCAGCCGCAGCUGACUUACGAACAUGACGGCACAUCCGCCACACACGCAUCAGCACACUAUCAGCAGCAGCAGCAGUAUCGGGCUUACGAGCAGGCCUACCAAUACGACGGCCAUGCAUACGCCGACGCGGCGCAGAGGCCUCCCGGCCACGGCUAUGGCAGCUAUGACGGAACUCGUCAAAGGUCAGCAGCACACUACGAUUACCCCGCGCAGGCAGCCUAUGAGUCAGAUCCCUCCCACUGGCACACGCAACAGUACCAGCAGUAUGAGGUCGGCAGUGUGCCCUAUUAUCACGAGCAUGAGCAGCCUUCCGCCGCAGCUGAUCCCGUCCCCUCUCCCCCGUCCCCUUCCCACCACCACCCCUCUCAGUCCCCUUCACCCUCACCCUCACCGUCCCCUCAUGCCAGCAGCACUGACCUCGGCUAUGAGGUGCAUGCGGCUGCUCCAACCGCAGUCAACGGCAUGGCUGAUCUAGCUGCUGAUGUACUACCGGCCACGCAUGACGAGCCGCUCACCGACGACAGCGAUGCCGAGGGCCACAUCACUCUGGUCGUCACACACAUUUUUCCAAGGGCGGGCAAGGGAGGCGGUCCGGCGGGCGAGUCGACCGCCACCGAUUCACACGGACAUGCAGCAUCGGGUGGUGAUGCGGCAACGAGGAGGAGCAACUUCGAUGACAGCGGGAGGGACGAGGCCAACCCGCCCGGUACGGAGAUCACGAUGGACGUCUACAGCAUGAGCUCGUCGGCCGUGGUGCGGCCUCACGUGCUGCGCCGCAGCAGGUUCCUGAGGAAAGAGCUGGACGAGCUCGAGAGUGUGCGGCGCGGCGAGACGCCCCUGGAGAUCAAGAUACGGGGGCGCAAGUCCUUCCUCACGGUCGACGGGGUGUGGGGAUGCGUCGAGAGCCUGCUCGACGUCGACCAACAGGCCUUCAAUCCGCAGAGCUUCAGUGGCAUUGGGCUCUUCGCAGUGUUCAGUGCCGCAAAGCUGCUCGGACUGGUGAGGGAGGGAGAGGAACACAAAUAAGCUGGCUCUUGCAAGAUCCAAUCGGGGUCAUCCAUUUGUUGUGGUGUGGUGGUUUGUUGUGUGCUGGCUGGCGUGUGUCAGGAGGACAUGGCUGAGGCCUGUCGUGAGGAGAUCUGCCGCACCCUGUCUGCCGACACGGUGGCCGUGGCCACAUGGCUCGCAUUCAAAUAUGACGACGCCGACCUGCUCGAAAGGCACGCCACGCAGCCACACUGCACACAGCCAAGAGAAGAGCACACACCCACUCUGCUGCCUCCCUCCCUCCCUCCCUCCCUGUCUGUCUGUCUGUCUGUCGUGCCGAUGUAUGGUAUGUCAGGUGUUACUGGUACCUCAAGGACCUCAUCUGUUCGCACAAGGUGCCCUCAGCGUGGAGCGCCAUGACACUACCCACCACCACCACCAGCAGCAGCAGCAGCGGCAGCGGCACCACCGGCAGCACCGGCACCACCGUGCCUGGCGCGAGCGGCACCAGGCUGCUGGAGGGCGGGCUGAGCUAUCGCGGCAUCAGGACGCCCAUGUCUGUCUUUCGCACCGUCGUCGAGCAAGACGCCAUUAGGAAAAAAGCCCUGCUCAAACCACACUCGGGGUAUGUCAGUGAGGCAGACAGACACACUGAAAGAUAUGUAUGUGACUUCCUGCUGUGUGUGCCAUGGUAUGGUUUUGUGUGUGUGUGUGUCGUGCGUGUUUGUAGGUAUUUGUUGUGUCAGAUCAACCGCACCCGGCAGGACUAUGGCGGCUUCCCGCACCACUAUGUGCUGCGCAACGACAGCGACAAGGAGCCCGUCCUGUGGGCGACAGUCAGGGACGAACACUCGGACGUCAGGAUCUUCGACAAAGAGGUCAGCAGCCAACACAACACAACACAACAUACACACACACACAUGUUCAGUCAGGCGUUGAUGGGCCUCGGGCGUGUGUGCGUGUGUAGGGUUGUUGCGAGGCGUUUGAUGCGCAUUAUGUGGGUAUGGUAGAGCCCAACUUUUGGGGCACGUCGUUUGUGGUGCACGACUGGGGCGUCCCGCUGUACCUCAAGAAGGACCGCCUCGGCAAGCAGCUGCCCAUGCCCGAGAGGAAAAAGCUGGUACGUACGCUACCCCCGCAGAUACAUACGAGGGAAGCGAGGCGAGGCCAGCGAGUGGGCCAACACCGAUGAUGUAUGUAUCUAUCUGUGUGUGGAUUGGGUGGGAUGGGUGCAUUGCCUUCCUUCACUGUGGCAGUUGGACGUCAAGUUCGACACCAACAUUCUCGGCGACUGCCCCAGGCACAUCAUGGUCACGCUGGACAGAGAUGGUCAGCCAGUCAGCGAGCACUGCACGCAGAUAGAUAACAUAGAUAGCACCCCAUCAAUGAAUGCCAUCUCUAUCUGUCGCCUGCUUUGCAUGUGUGUAGGAGAGCACUGCGAGAUGGAGAACAUCGCGCCCAAGUGGGACCCGGCGCUCAACUCUUACGCGCUGCCCUUCUACGGGCGGGUCAAGUUGGCGUCUGCCAAGAACUUCCAGCUGGUGCGCAAGGGUGACCAGAACGACAUCAUGCUCAUGUUCGGCAAGAUCUCCAAGGACGUCUUCAGCCUCGACUUCAGACACCCCCUCACAAGACUAGACGCCUUCGCCAUCUCCAUCGCUGCCAUGGCCAAGAAAAGGGCUGUCGCAUGACUUGAGUAGCCAGAUAUGUACCCAAACAGCCAAAGAGCCGGCCAGACGUACAGACAGACGCGUGUGUGUGGAGGUGGCGGUGGUUCAUCGCAUAUACCGACCAUGGUAUCUGUGGGUCGCAGAGGU
Molecule: messenger RNA, 2921 nt
Organism: Vitrella brassicaformis
Lineage: Eukaryota; Vitrellaceae
Source: the annotation of a GenBank genome assembly